This is a messenger RNA of Phytophthora infestans T30-4, 534 nucleotides long. RefSeq names its product Annexin (Annexin) Family. Gene Ontology annotation, cellular component: cytoplasm. Bases 1 to 534 code for a protein of 177 amino acids. The transcript has 2 exons. Gene Ontology annotation, molecular function: calcium ion binding; calcium-dependent phospholipid binding. Lineage: Eukaryota; Oomycota; Peronosporomycetes; Peronosporales; Peronosporaceae. The record is from RefSeq and is a predicted model, not a curated record.
AUGACGUUCUCUGCAGACAUCGAUGCGGCUGCGCAGGAGAUCCAGCGCGUGUGCACUGGCGCAGCUUCUGACGAGGCAGCGCUGGCGUCGCUGCUGCUGUCGAAGACUGUGGAGCAGCGUUAUCUGAUUUGGUGGCGAUACCGCAUCCUGUUCAAGCAGAGUCUGACGGUGUGGGUGAAGAGCACGAGCAACUACGGCGUUCUGCUCCAGAUGCUGGCGAGUCCUUUAGAGCAAGUGGAGGCGGAGAUUCUGCGCAAGGCGACAAAGGGCCUAGGCACUACAGAGGAGUGGAUCUACCCGGUGGUGAUGGCUCGCUCAAACGCUGAGAUCGCGCUAUUGAAGAAGACGUUCCAGGAGAAGUACGGCGAGGACCUGGUGAAGGUGCUAAGCAGCGACCUGAGCGGCGAUCUGAAGAAGGUGAUCCUGGCGGCUAUGCGUGGCGAGGUGGCCGACUUCAACGCGUCGAUCCACACGAGCGCGAAGGCUGCUGCGGAUGCGGAUGCGUUGUACAAGGCCGCACUUGCGCAAUAUUGA